ACUGAAAAUUCCUGGUUGUUGAGGAAUUGACAGGUCUCUAAUUUACCACACAUGUUUGAGAUUUCUCGCUCUCAAAAUUAUUUAUAUGAGAGAGGAGAAUAGUUUACUUAAGGAUUGAUGCUAUAACAAAGUUUUAUGCAAAAAUAGAAAGAAAAAAAAGAUGGUGCCUGUAGAUGGCAUUCCCAUACUGGUUUUUAGCUCCACUUUGUUGUUAAUUAUGACAAUCUCCUCUGCAGUUGACACCAUGAAUACAACUGAAUCUAUCAGAGAUAGCGAGGCCAUGGUCUCAGCCGAUGGAAGCUUUAAGCUGGGAUUUUUUAUCCCUGGCAGCUCCAAAAACCGUUAUUUGGGCAUCUGGUACAACAAAAUAUCUAACAGGAAUGUAGUUUGGGUUGCCAACAGGGAAAUCCUUCUCACCGAUUCGUCUGGUGUUUUAAGGCUUAACCACCGGGGAAUUCUUGUCCUCCUCAAUCAUAACGGGAACAUCAUUUGGUCGACCAACUCGUCGAGAUCUGUAAGGAAUCCAGUUGCACAGCUUUUGGAUUCAGGAAACCUUAUAGUGAAAGAUGAGGGUGACGGUAGCAUGGAAAAUUUAUUGUGGCAGAGUUUUGACUAUCCAUGUGACACAUUACUGCCAGGUAUGAAGCUUGGAAGGAAUACAACGACAGGCCUGGAUCGAUUCUUAUCUUCAUGGAAGACACCUGACGAUCCAUCUAGAGGUGUCUUUACAUAUGGAUUGAAAGCUGCUGGAUAUCCUGAAAAGGUUCUGCGAGCGAAUUCACUUCAGAUGUAUCGAUCUGGACCUUGGAAUGGUAUUCGAUUCAGUGGCUGUCCUCAAAUGCAGCCAAAUCCUGUGUACACUUAUGCGUUUGUUUUUACUGAAAAGGAGAUGUACUAUAGCUAUCAGCUUCCUGACAGAUCAAUCCUUUCAAGGGUAAUUCUUACUCAAAAUGGAAACAUCCAGCGCUUCACAUGGUCUAGUAGCGCACACAUCUGGGUAUUUUAUCUUACAGCACAAGUUGAUGAUUGUAACCGGUAUGUACUGUGUGGUGUAUAUGGUAGCUGUCAUAUUAACGAUUCCCCAAUGUGUGGUUGCCUGAGAGGAUUUAUACCGAAAGUUCCAAAAGAUUGGCAGAUGAUGAACUGGUCAGGUGGCUGUGAAAGAAGGACCCCCUUAAAUUGCUCAACAGAUGGGUUUAGAAAAUACUCUGGCGUGAAGUUGCCAGAGACAGCAAAUUCCUGGUUCAGCAAAAGCAUGAAUCUUGAAGAGUGUAGAAACAUGUGUACGAAGAACUGCUCCUGUAUAGCUUACACAAAUUUGGACAUCAGAGAAGGAGGAAGUGGAUGCUUGCUCUGGUUCAGUGACCUGAUUGAUAUCAGACGAUUAAAUGAAAAUGGGCAAGACAUUUAUGUACGGAUGGCUGCGUCAGAACUAGAUCACGAGGGUGAUACGAAGAAUAACUAUAAAUCCAAUAAAAAGAAACAAAUGAGGAUCAUAGUAAUCUCAACGCUGCCAACAGGAAUGCUUUUACUUGGCCUACUCUUGGUCUUGUGUUUUUGGAAGAAGAAACGGCAGAAAAACGGUAUUAUCGAAAGAAGCUCGAACAAGAGCAGCACCGAGCAAGAUCAAGAACUGCAGAUGUUUGACUUGGGUGUCAUGGCUAUUGCAACCGAGAAUUUUUCUGUUACAAAUAAACUAGGAGAAGGGGGUUUCGGACCAGUAUAUAAGGGAAUUUUGAAAGACGGGCAAGACAUAGCAGUGAAGAGGCUUUCAAGGAAUUCGAGACAAGGACUCGAAGAGUUCAUGAACGAAGUUAAGCAUAUUGCAAAACUUCAACACCGCAAUCUAGUUAAGCUCCUAGGCUGCUGCAUUCAAGAAGAUGAAAGGAUGCUAAUCUACGAGUUUAUGCCUAACAGAAGCUUGGACAGCCUGAUUUUUGGCAAAACUCGGAGCACACAACUAGACUGGCCUAAUCGCUACCAUAUUAUCCAUGGAAUUGCUCGUGGACUCCUUUAUCUCCACCAAGAUUCGAGACUAAGAAUAAUUCACAGAGAUCUGAAAGCCAGCAAUAUCUUGUUAGAUAAUGAUAUGAACCCCAAGAUUUCAGACUUUGGCCUAGCGAGGAGUUUUGGAGAAAACGAAACAGAAGCCAUCACAAGUAGGGUGGUAGGAACAUAUGGCUACAUAUCCCCAGAGUAUGCAAUUGAUGGUCUCUACUCAAUAAAAUCUGAUGUCUUUAGCUUUGGUGUAUUGGUGCUAGAGAUAGUGAGUGGGAACAGAAAUAGAGGAUUCUGUCAUCCAGACCACGACCUCAACCUUCUUGGCCAUGGUGGAGACUAUUUCAAGAAGGCAGGCAUUUUGAACUAA
This is a messenger RNA of Populus euphratica (Euphrates poplar), 2368 nucleotides long. Its product is annotated as G-type lectin S-receptor-like serine/threonine-protein kinase At4g27290. The record is from RefSeq and is a predicted model, not a curated record. The transcript has 8 exons. Gene Ontology annotation, molecular function: ATP binding; protein serine/threonine kinase activity. Gene Ontology annotation, biological process: recognition of pollen; protein phosphorylation. NCBI's taxonomy places the organism in Eukaryota, Viridiplantae, Streptophyta, Magnoliopsida, Malpighiales, Salicaceae. Bases 161 to 2368 code for a protein of 735 amino acids.